UCCGCCUCCCACCUCCACUCCCCCUCCUCCCCCUCCCCCUCCCUGAUCCCGAUCCCUCCACCCUCACCACACUCGCGUCACCAGCGACACCAUGGUUGACGCCGACUAUGCCCUAACCAGUGCCGAUGUCGAUGUCGAUGUCGAGGGCAAAGGUAACGGCAACAGAGUCGCCCUCCCGCCCAUGGACCCGGAAUCCUACAAAUUCCCCGACCACAGACUGAAAAAGGUCAUGUCCGACCCGUCCAAAACCCCGCUCCUCCUUGUGGCCUGCGGCUCCUUCUCGCCGACGACGUACCUGCACCUGCGCAUGUUUGAGAUGGCCGCCGAUUACAUCAAGUUCAGCACGGAUUUUGAGCUGAUUGGCGGAUACCUGUCACCUGUCUCGGAUGCGUAUAAGAAGGCCGGUCUGGCAAGCGCGGUACAUAGAGUUGCCAUGUGUCAACUGGCUGUGGAGAAGACAUCGAAUUGGCUUAUGGUCGAUCCGUGGGAGCCAAUGCAGAAGGAAUAUAUCCCCACAGCAAAGGUGCUAGAUCAUUUCGACCAUUACAUAAACGAAGUACUGGGUGGCAUUGAUACGGGCGACGGCACGCGCAAACCAGUGCAUGUGGCUCUGCUUGCCGGCGCGGAUCUCAUCCAUACGAUGUCUACACCAGGUGUGUGGAGUGAGAAGGAUCUAGAUCAUAUCCUUGGACGAUACGGGACCUUCAUUGUUGAACGCGCCGGCACAGACAUCGACGAAGCAAUAGCCAGCCUGCAGCCCUGGAAAGAAAACAUAUACGUAAUCCAACAAUUAAUCCAAAACGACGUCAGCAGCACAAAGAUCCGCCUCUUCCUCCGGCGCGAGAUGAGCGUCCGCUACCUAAUUCCCAGCCCUGUCAUCAACUACAUUGAGAAACACCACUUGUAUGAAGAUGAAGGGUCAUCGUCUACUACUGCUACUACGGCAAAACGGAAACAGAACAACAACAACUUCGACCCUGGUUCUCACCAAGAUAAGGGGAAGGGAAAGCAAGAGGACAUGACGAUGUCCUAUGAAAAUGAUAGGCCUAGUGGAUGAGAUGAUAUGAUAUAUUCUAUGAUGAUUAUGAUUUUUUCUCAUCCCGUCACCUGACCACCCAGGCCCCCUCGUCCCCAACUAUCCUUUGUUUUCAACGAACAUGUUACAUUGACGUACAUAUGCUGGGGAUGCCUCCCCAGGGACGGACAUGGUGUUCUCGUGGGGUGGUGGGUGGGGAGUAGCAAUGCCGGCGGUAGGUGGGAUAGAAGCAGCGGGGAUUAAUGAGAUGCGGUAUGGUUUUAAUGGAUGUAUUUUUUUCUUCUUGUCUUUCUCGUCUAUGAGAUGUAUGAAUGUAUGAAUAUGAAUAUGCCUUCCAUCCGGUUCCUCACAUGCUUGGCAUUGGCAUGUUUGCAUAUUGCAUAUACGUAUAUAUUCAUACAUCCGUCUCUACACUCAAUGGGCAGAAAAGAAAGGAGCACGAAAAUUUUAAAAAAUAAAGUAAGGCAGCCCGACCAACCACACAGACGCACGCGGACCCAGGAAGCCAGCCGCAACCGUACCGCGCCCGCACCCGCACCCGCUACACAGCAACCCGCUACACAGCACCCGCUACACAGCACCCGCUACACAGCACCCCCCUCUGCCUUUUCUUCCGAGUUGUUUCCACCUCCCUCGAUUACAUAAAGGCAAUUCAUUAAGCCCCAACCGAUCUCACAGCUCCUCAUUGCUCGAUAUCCCUCCCUCCCGAUACAACAGCCCAUAGAAUGAAAAACGAACGAGAGCAGAACAGGACCGGGAUAGCGACAGGGCGGAGGCACAAACACGAAAAGGGAAAAAUAUGUCAUAAAUGAUGGAAGCGAUACUGUUAUUCUGUUAUAUAUAUAUUUGUCUUCUCCGGUUCUCACGCUUUAUAGAACCCCUAAAUCUAAGUCAUCACUCCCCUCCUCUGCCUUCCACACAACAGGCAGCCGCGCAAUGGUUCGAACCACCUCGCUGCUGGUAUUAAUGGUUGAUGGAGGGAGGUAGGGAGGGUGUUUGUUGGUUUACUCUUAACGAUUUCAAUACAUGCAUCAAAUGGGGCGGAUGGAUGGAUGGGUUUGUGUAAGGUUAUAUAUUUCCUACUCUUUCAUCAUUGCUUGUUCUUUAUUAUAUGUUUUCUGUUCUUGGUUUUCUCACUGUUCUAGCUGGUGUGAUUGCGGGUAGGUGGUAGAGCGUAUUUUUCUCUGGCGAGCAUAUCUUAGUGAUGGCAUUGGCCGGGAUGCGAUGUCGGUGUGGUGUUGAUAUAGAUUUAAAUUAUAUAUAUUAAUUUUCGAAGUGGGGAGAGGAAGAGUGAGUGACAGCUUAUCUAAUCCCGCUGCAAUAGCCUAUGGCCUCCUGCCCCGCCAUUUCCACCCAGACUUUGCCCCUGAAUUCGUUAUAUAUAUUAUUAUUAUAUAUAUAUACUCUGUCCUCUCCUCUUUAUCUCUCCUCUCUCACUCUCUCUCUCUCUCUUCUUCAAUCCUUUCGUUUGUUGGACUCUACUUAUUCCACACGUGAUUCUUCUACACCAAUUGCCUGUCACUCAACUUGGGGUAGUUAGUUGAAGUUUUCGUCCCGAGAUAAUCAAUUAACGGCGUAUUC
Messenger RNA from Blastomyces gilchristii SLH14081, 2617 nucleotides. Its product is annotated as nicotinamide-nucleotide adenylyltransferase. Lineage: Eukaryota; Fungi; Ascomycota; Eurotiomycetes; Onygenales; Ajellomycetaceae. Gene Ontology annotation, biological process: NAD+ biosynthetic process. The record is from RefSeq and is a predicted model, not a curated record. The transcript has 4 exons. Bases 92 to 1057 code for a protein of 321 amino acids. Gene Ontology annotation, molecular function: nicotinamide-nucleotide adenylyltransferase activity; nicotinate-nucleotide adenylyltransferase activity.